Molecule: messenger RNA, 2111 nt
Organism: Girardinichthys multiradiatus
Lineage: Eukaryota; Metazoa; Chordata; Actinopteri; Cyprinodontiformes; Goodeidae
Exons: 4
Coding region: 181-1212 (343 amino acids)
Source: RefSeq, a predicted model, not a curated record
UUCAGUUCAGGUUCUGUUUUAGGUUCUUUCCACAACAUGGACAACUUUUACUUUCUGUCUGAGUAAACUAAAGCAUCGAUGCAGGAGUGAAUGAAAGUGAGUUGAAGCUCUGACAGACGAGUAACUCGAGGUUCUCUUCAGGUUCUGUCCAGGUUUUCUCUUCAAACCCAGCUGAGAGCCAUGAGUGCUCUGCUCAUCCCCAGUUUGGUGCAGCUGUCUGCUGCCAUGGAGGAGCUGGAGAAGCUGCUGGAGGAUCUCAACAAUCGCCUCAGCUGGGAUUCCCCUGCUUCUUCUGUCCGGACACUGUUUCCAGUUCCUGUUGGAGGAUCACAAAGAGUUCAUAGGAGGAAACGCCUCAGAGGAGUUCAGCACUCUGAAGGCAUCAGGAUCCCAGAUGAAAGGAGCAGACUGAUGAAGCUUGCUGUGGAAAACUGCACCAAUCAAACUGUCCUGACGUGGCUGAGAGUAAAUUCAGAAUCAGACACCUUCACCAAGUUGGUGGACAUGUUUAACCUCCUGAAAACACACAUUGUAGCGGAAGAAAAGAAGAACCACAGAAACACUGUGGACAUCACCUUUGUAGCUCAUGGAUCAAUCGGAGACUUCAUGAUCCCAGCCAGCUGUCUGCUGCCUCUGGCCUCCAUCAGAGACGUGGUUCUGUAUUCUCCCUGGAACUGUGUCACCUGUGGUCUAGCGUACGGCAUCGCCUCAGGAAGACUGAAGCCUGAGCACAGGAUCUUCUACUGCUCCAAGAAGGAUGGAUGUACAGUUCCUGAUCAAAUGCAUCGACCCAAGAAUCUACCGGACCACUGGAACUCAAUGAAGAAGGCUGGAGAUCAGAUGAUCCCAAACAUCACUGUUAGUCCUCUUCGACCAGACGAUGGAGUGUGGAAAAGCUUUGAAUCUCUCACCAAAAAACAUGGUUCUGUAGGAAGAAACCGGAUCGUGAUCCCUUUCAUCCUCCCAGGAAAAGAAGCUGAGAGCUUCCCGUUCUCUGUGGUCACCUUGGCCUUGUCUCUGGUUCUGCUCCAGUCCAGGUUUAAAGCCACCGUCCACCUGGAUGCCUGUCUGAGCGACAGAUCUGUUGGGCAGAAGCUUGAAAGAAGCUACCUGGACCAGCAGUAUGCCUGUGCUAUCGACAGCACCGGACUGGCAUACUCUCCUGAGAUGUUCAGUCAGGCCCAGUUGAACAGCCCGGGUUCCAUGAAAUGAGGUGUAAACACCACACCGAGUUCUGCCAUGUAUUCUCAACACAUCAAUGAUAGUGAGAACCAAACAUUAUGUCUGCAGGCCUCCUGGUUCUUCACAGAGCCAAGAACAAAGUCUUCCAUUUAGCAGAAUUCAGAAACCAUCAAUGAAAGAUCUCGCAGGCUUUUGUGUCUCCGAGACAAACUUAGAGUCUCAGUAACCGUUAGUUUUCUCAGGUUAAAUAAUGUUGGAUCUCAUCAGCGUAAGAAAAAAUGUCCUGUCCUGAUGAUAUUAUCAAGAUAUUAUCCAGAAUAACAUAAACAGAGAAUUAAGUUGGUCUCAGUCCAGAACCUUGGGGUCCACCAGAACUGAUUCAGGAAUGUGUGGAGAAAACAUAGUUUACAUCUUUAAAUGGGAAUCCUUUCCAUAAAGACUAGAACCAAAGCGGGUUCGUUUCGAGGCUUUAAACAUGGAGCAAUGGAUGGACAGUGAAACGUUCUGAGGACUUCAGGCUGUUUCUUGCUGAAAUGUCAAUAAAAUAUCUGAACUACAUUUCCUUCUUCAUCAUAGCUGCUACUCCUCUUCCAACAUUAUGAACUUCCCAGACGUUUUAGGAAGUACAAACCCAGACCUGAUAAGUUAUCAGACCAAGUAACAGUCUGAAAAUCGUUGAACUUCGACGAUUUGAAUUCAUAAAGCAAGAGAUUAGCAUGAAAACCCAGAGACCAGUAAUUCACCCUUUGAUGCAAAAACAUAUUAACACACCUGCAAAGGUACAGCAUGGGUGGAAAAUAACUGUUUCUUUGCUCUGUCUUUUAAAAUAAACUUAUCUUUUACCUGAAAGUUCCCAGUGUUAGUGAAAAAUCUUGUUUUUUAUAUGAAAAAAAAUUAUUUCCAUUUUGCCUUCCAUCUUGUGUGUUUUU